This is a messenger RNA of Stegodyphus dumicola, 477 nucleotides long. RefSeq names its product neuropeptide CCHamide-2 (gene CCHa2). The record is from RefSeq and is a predicted model, not a curated record. NCBI's taxonomy places the organism in Eukaryota, Metazoa, Arthropoda, Arachnida, Araneae, Eresidae.
GCCUUUAGUUCUCUUGCGACAGAACACAACUGUUGGACAUAGAAGGGGUUUUUCAACUUUCUUAUCCAUCGAAUUAGGAUGACCUCUAACAGAGUUUGUCCAUUGGCUUUGGCAGCAAUUUUAACUUUUGCUUAUUUUGAAACUGUCUCUGCUGGAGGCAGCUGCCAGAGUUACGGACAUUCAUGCCUUGGAGGGCACGGGAAAAGAAACAAUGAGCAACUUUCUGCACUACAAUUGCUUCUCCAGCAAGCCCUGAAGGGGAGGGACCAAUAUCCUCUUUAUGACUACAGAUUGCCAGAACGAGAUACUUACGACAUAUUAAGAAGUUUCACCGACUUGAAAGUGCUGGAGGACAAAACAGUAAACAAAAAUGAAUAAAUUAAUAAUACAUUGUGUAAAACAUAAAAUACGGAGUUUCUGAGGCAAUGAAUAAAAAUACUUUUUAUGAAAAUAAAGAGGCAAUAAAUUGAAAAUAAA